This is a messenger RNA of Grus americana (Whooping crane), 2396 nucleotides long. RefSeq names its product RAB37, member RAS oncogene family (gene RAB37). Lineage: Eukaryota; Metazoa; Chordata; Aves; Gruiformes; Gruidae. The coding region runs from base 272 to 940 and encodes 222 amino acids. Gene Ontology annotation, biological process: regulation of exocytosis; protein secretion. The transcript is spliced from 9 exons. Gene Ontology annotation, molecular function: GTPase activity; GTP binding. Gene Ontology annotation, cellular component: Golgi apparatus; endosome. The record is from RefSeq and is a predicted model, not a curated record.
GCUCUGUCCAGUGCCACCGUGAGCCUGGCAAACCCAAGCACCCUGCGGUCGCUGGUGUGGGGGUGCAGGGGGGCAAGUUUCCAGCCUUGAGCCUCCUCUUCCUCAUCCCGUGGCCGGGCUGGGUUGGGAGGCGGCCGGGGCACAGCCUUGGGGGUGGCAUUGGCCGGGGAGGAGGAGGAAGGGGAGGAGGAAGGCGGGCCGGGCCGGGUGGGGCAGCGGCUCCCGUUGGCCUCGCAGCGCCGGGGCUCAGCGGCUUCCACUCGGACGCAUCAUGAGCGGGACGGCGGGGAGCGGGGACCCCCCGGUGGGGAGCGGGGACCCCCCGGCGCUGCCCCGGGACUACGAGCUGUCCGGCAAGGUGAUGUUACUUGGAGACUCAGGCGUGGGGAAAACCUGCUUCCUGCUCCAGUUCAAAGAUGGGGCCUUUCUCUCCGGGACGUUCAUAGCCACCGUGGGCAUAGAUUUCCGGAACAAAGUGGUGGCCGUGGAUGGUGUGAAGGUGAAGUUGCAGCAGAUCUGGGAUACGGCAGGACAGGAGCGUUUCCGCAGUGUCACCCAUGCCUACUACAGGGAUGCCCAAGCCCUGCUCCUGCUCUAUGAUAUCACCAGCAAGAUGUCCUUCGACAACAUCCGCGCCUGGCUGACGGAGAUCCAUGAGUACGCCCAGAAGGACGUGGUCAUCAUGCUGCUGGGCAAUAAGGCCGACGUGAGCAGCGAGAGGGCUGUGAGGACGGAGGACGGAGCAUUGCUGGCCAGGGAGUACGGGGUGCCUUUCAUGGAGACGAGUGCCAAGACGGGCAUGAAUGUGGAGCUGGCCUUCCUGGCCAUUGCCAAGGAGCUGAAGCAGCGUGCAGUGCAGCCAGCAGACGAGCCCCGCUUCCAGAUCCAUGACUACAUCGAGUCGCAGAAGAAGAAAUCCAGCUGCUGUGCCUUCGCCUGAGAGGGGCUGGGAGGAGCCGGCAGCCCCGGGGGCACAGGCAGGCAGGAGGCAGAGCAGGGGCCCGAUCCUGCCCUCGAGCGUCCGAGGGAACCAGGCUCUGACAAGCCAAGUGUGGAUGGGACACUACGGCAGAGCAGAGCGUGCACGAGGAGAGCCAUCGCCCCGGCACCAGGAUCCAGGGGCCGGAUCCUGCUGCCCCGCGGGGCAAUGCCUGGAGCUUACUGUGUGCCACUGAAGGAAUAACCACGGUGUGAUGACUGCCAGCCUGGCCAGCGAGCCAUGGUGAUGCCUCCAGCACCCGAGCAGGGUGCAGGAUACAGCCCCGCACCUAGCUGAUGUGCCGCUGGAGGGGCCGUGUGCGUGCCGUGGAUGAGCCGCCUUGCAGCCCCUGGCCCUCUCCUCCCCUGCAGCCAUCCCUGCUCUCGGCACUGCUCUUGUCCACCUGGAAGGGCCUGAUCCAGCCCCCCGUGUCCCCGGUGCUGCCAGUCUCUGGCUUCCCUCCAGGGAGCCUCCACUCUGCCCCCCGAGCUGCCCCACGCCCGGGUACAGCUGAUGCCCACACUCGGCCGUGGCUCCUCGCUGCUGUGAUUCCUGCUGUCGCCUUUUAUCCUCCUGUUGCCACGAGGGCAGAGAUGUCCCAGUUGUGUCCUGGUUCUGCCAAAGGGCCGGGAUGGGGAAGCAUCAGGCCAAGGCUGCUCCCUGCCUGCACAGCUGAUGUGGGAAAUAAAACUCCCGCGGGAGCACCCAAGCGAUGUUUGGGACACUUCUAGUAUAUACAGCAAAAGAAGAACCUUUAUUUCCCCCCUCUUGUAGCUACAGGAAUUAGAGACUUUUUUUUCUUUUUUAUUUUUCAACGGGAAAGGCCUUUCCCUCCAGACAAAACCAUCUCCAGCUUCACGCAGGUUGGGGUGGAGGUGCCCGUGGUGGCCUGGGGCUGCUCUGCCUGCCGGCUCUGAGGGUGAGCUGGGUUUCUCUCCUGCCACUGCACAUGUAAUUCAACUGUUUCUUCCUGCUGCUGGCAAAUAGCAGCUGAAGCCCACCCUCUGGAGGGCAGAUGCCUGAGAUGCUUCAGCCAGCAAGUGCCGCUAGGUUGGGCACCGACAGAGCGCAGGGUGCAAGGCUUGGGUCCCGCGUUGCUGCACAUCUCCGGUGCUCAGCCUGGCUCUGCUGACCCCUCUGGCAUGCUGCCGGCUCCCCCGAGCACCAUGUAGGGCGGCAAGACGGUGAAUAUUUGGUUACGUAGCUGAAAAGCUGAUGCGAAGGGCAGCUGUGGAGGGCAUGGCAAUGCUGCACGUGGGAGUUGGGGACUGGCCGGCACGUCCAUCCCCGCCAGCACCUUCCCUGGUCCUGCGCCUGAGCUGCUUGUCUCUCACCGGCCCCCGGGCCCCUUUCGCCUCUGCUCUGCUCCUGGGUCUCUCUUUGCAAGUUUACAGAUUAAAGCUGGGUAUUUUUGAGG